Molecule: messenger RNA, 3833 nt
Organism: Vespula vulgaris
Lineage: Eukaryota; Metazoa; Arthropoda; Insecta; Hymenoptera; Vespidae
Product: carboxypeptidase B-like
Exons: 9
Coding region: 1537-3234 (565 amino acids)
Biological process (GO): proteolysis
Molecular function (GO): zinc ion binding; metallocarboxypeptidase activity
Source: RefSeq, a predicted model, not a curated record
AAGAAUCUAUAACGCCUAUAUGCAAUGAUCUAUAACGUCUAAUAAUCUAUAACGCGAUACCAUGCAAACGGAGAUGUAUAAAUAGUUGCAUAUCUCCAGGCGAGUACUAAAAAAAAUUAUACGAUAACUUCGUCUGUUCUUUCAUUUAUCAAUUUAAAAAAUAUUUCACAAAAAUGAAUUACGUAUUUAUAUAUUUCUAAAAGUAAAUUUGCAUUGAAUGAUGUUAAUAAUAGAAGAGAAAGAAACAAAUGAUUAAAGGCAUCAAUCGGAAACGAGCCAUUUAAAAAGUGAUACAAAUCGUAAUGACAUCGUUUUCUAUUUCACACCUUUCUUCUCCGGUCAAUUUUCAUCUCACGGUCGUUAAUAUGAUGUUACAUUUUUUUCUUGUUCUUUUUUCUAUUUUCUUGCUUCUAAUUUUACGUCAUGUACAACUAAUAACUCAUAUAUCAAAUGAUCAAUGAUGCUUGAAAUCGUUCUUAAAAAAAAAAGGAUCACGAACGUGCCGAGAACGUCACGAAUUCACAUCAUCGAAAGAGAAAACCAUAAUAGAGAUGUCGUUUCCUGCCUCUUCGUCAUUACUGUUGUCGAAUAUACAUACAUACAUACAUACAUACAUACAUACAUACAUACAUAUAUACAUACAUACAUAUAUAUAUAUAUAUAUAUAUAUAUAUAUAUAUAUUCAUACAUCGAGAAACAAUGGAAUCCAUCUUAUCAUCAAUGAAAAUAGGACUACAUUGAAUUUCUGUUUCUACAAGUAUAAACACGAUUUCACAAACGAUGACGUCAGUAAAAACCAUAAAAAUAACGGUAAAUAUAACGCACCAUUAUGGGUUAUAUCGCCGAUAAUUAAAAACGAAUGUAAAUCCCAUAUCACGGAGUAAAUCUAUGUAUAACUCUCACCGCGUACUAUUUCUCUAUAUAACUUCUACCGGUUGUGAUUAUCAAACAAACAAUUUGAUUUAAAAUUAUAAAAAAUUGAAUGAAUGAAUAGAAAAAUAGCUUUUAAUUAUUAUUUUUGAAUAAUUCUAAUUAAAAAAUAAUUAAAAAAUAUUAUCCCGUUUCUCGUAUGGUUGAAAAUUGAUUAUGGUGAUGAAGAUGAGGACGUAUAAAAAAUUUCUGCCGUAUGAUCUAAAUAAUAUAUGAUGUAUAAUAUAUGGUCUUUUUGUGGUCUUUUUGAUAUAAAUAAUAUAUGGUCUUUUUGUCUUUCUCUCUCUCUCUCUCUCUCUCUCUCUCUCUCUCUCUCUCUCUCUCUUUCUCUCGAUCAAAUUCUUUCUAAGAUGAUCCAAAGAUAGGUAGAAGAAAUACCGUAAUAGAGAGAGAAGGCUAUGGGACAGAACAGUGAAACCGUAAGUAGUUUUUUUUCUUCCCAUACAUACAUACAUACUUAUAUACAUAUGUAUACGUAUAAAUAUACAUACAUGCAUACUGCAAACCGGUCGUGAAACUACUUCAUGCCACAUGAAGAGAGUCGAAGUCAGUCAUCGAGAAACUUUCGAAACGAGCGUGCGUGUCCUGGCCUGAAUCAGGCCCAAGAUGGCUUUCGGCUUUACAUUGAUAUUCUUUGUUAUCGCUCUUGGUACAUUUGUCGAUGCUGGACCUUAUACAAACAUCAGCGAGCGAAUGCUCAAGGACGAUGUUACUACGUCCGAUAAAGACAAUUCCUUGAACGAGAAUCAAAACACCGAAAGUUUUAUUAUUAAUAAAGACGCGGAAAAAUCGAUACCUAUCGAUGUAUAUGAUGAUGAAUAUGAAGAUGAAGACGAAGAACUUGAAAAAUACAGAAUUUCAUCGAGAAAAUCGUCAGACGAUAAUAACAGAGCAUUUUCUUUAUUUGGUACCGUUGAAUCUGUUUUCUCAGCAAUGGCAAAUAGUCUGAAUAAUAUUGUAAAUAGUAUGAUGGGAACACAGACGAAGAGUUCAGUUAUGCGAAGCAACAGAGUCAGUUAUAGAAAUCAUCAACUGAUAAGAAUAUUUCCUAUAACUGAUGAACAUAUUAAUGAACUCCGUGAGCUCAGGGAUUCUGAGCCUGACGAUAUUAAAUUUUGGAAUGAUCCCAUAUCGAAUAGGACGACCGACGUCGUAAUCGCACCGGAAAUUGUCUCGGAUGUAAAGGAAUACUUGAAGGGUCAUCAAAUUGAUUUUAAAGUACUAAUAUCGGAUCUACAGACGAUCAAUUAUCAAAAUCCAAAGAUGUCUAAGGAACAACGUGCUGAUCUUGUAACCAGUCAAGGACACACCAUGACUUGGAGACGAUAUCAUCGAUAUGGGGAAAUCCUUAGAUAUUUGGAAUACCUUGCAUUCAGAUAUCCAACUUUGGUUGAAAUAAUUACUAUCGGUCAUAGUUAUGAAGGAUUACCAAUAAAAAUGGCGAAAAUAUCGACAGGUCCUAAACGUGACGGUGAAGCAAAACCUGCGAUUUGGAUCGACGCUGGAAUGCAUGCCCGAGAAUGGAUCAGUGUUGCCGUUGCAACCUACAUAUUAAGUCAAUUGGUUGAAAAAAAUUCAUCUUAUACGAAAUUGUUGGAAGUUUCCGAUUGGAUGAUAUUACCUGUAGCAAAUCCGGACGGAUAUGAGUACACACACACAUAUGAUAGACUAUGGAGAAAAACUCGAAGUUAUCAUGGAGAUCGAGAAGCCAGAUAUUCGCCAUCGAGUUUGUUUCAUUUAAUGUCACACUAUACCAAAUGGUUUUGGUCGAAAUGCGAAGGAGUAGAUCCAAAUCGAAAUUUUGGAUAUCAAUGGGGUGAACGUAACAAUGGUGGAACUAGUUUAGAUCCUUGUCACGAAACUUAUGCUGGUCCUUAUGCUUUUUCUGAACUUGAAACUAAAGCAAUUGCGGAAUAUAUUAUGGCUAAUCGACAGAACAUUAGAAUGUAUUUGACGUUACAUUCGUAUGCACAAAUGUGGUUAUCACCUUGGGCUUACGUUAGAAAUAGUCCAGCUGAUUAUUCAGAAUUAACAAACGUAGCAAAAAGAGCUGUGAACGCUAUAGCCAAAGUUCAUGGUACCCAUUAUCAAGCCGGUCCAGCAGCUGAUCUCUUAUAUCCAACCUCAGGAGCUUCGGACGAUUGGGCCAAAGUUACGGCCGGAAUAAAAUAUGCUUAUACCGUCGAACUUCGCGAUCGUGGAACUUAUGGUUUUCUACUUCCAGCAACGCAAAUUGUACCAACUGGAAGAGAAAUUUGGGCUGGAAUACGAGCGAUCGCUCGUCUAGUUACAUGCAACACGUAACGCUAAUCUUCUUACGUGAAUCUCUCGACUACUUGAUUUUAAUAGGAAAAUUAUCUAUAUUUUAUAUCUAUAGAUCAAUGAUAAAUUUAGAUAGAAUUUGUCUCGAGUACAACAUUAUUUAUGUACACGAAGUUUUCAUUUAUAAUAUAAUUUUUUUUCAUUAGAACAUUUAUAUUAUAGCUAGUCAAAAUUUAACAUAUUAGAUAUUUAUGUACUUUGAAAGUUAUACGUAUAUUCCCUCUCUCUCUCUGUCUCUCUCUCUCUCUCUCUCUCUCUCUCUCUCUCUUUCUCUCUGUCUCUCUCUCUCUCUCUCUCUCUCUCUCUCUCUCUCUCUCUCUCUUUUAAUCUUUUAGAUCAAACAAAUUCUAGAUAUACAAAAUAGAAUGAAUGCACCACUAAUAGAAUUUAUUCAUUAUUGACAACCACAAACUACUCAGGUUUUUAUAUAUUUUUCUUAAUUAACCUAAUAAUUUUAUAACGAUAUUAUUUAUAUAUAACACUUUCAAAUGGUUUAAUAUAAGACUUGUAAUAAGAUUAAUAAGAUAAGAUUUCUAACAAUGUACUUGAGCAUACAACUGCCAUGUGUACAGAUAUAAUAU